Brassica rapa (field mustard) is the source of this 1274-nucleotide messenger RNA. Its product is annotated as ABC transporter I family member 1. Gene Ontology annotation, molecular function: ATP binding; transmembrane transporter activity; ATP hydrolysis activity. NCBI's taxonomy places the organism in Eukaryota, Viridiplantae, Streptophyta, Magnoliopsida, Brassicales, Brassicaceae. The record is from RefSeq and is a predicted model, not a curated record. Gene Ontology annotation, biological process: cytochrome complex assembly.
GACAUGUCAUAUUUGUUUUGUAAAAUUGAUUGUAUAAAUGACAUGUGGCACUAAAGGAUAGAUACCAUAAAACUGAUUCCGAGAAUCUUUGAACUUAUGGCUUUCAAUAAAAGCCCAUAACAAGCCCAAUAAGAACACAGCCAACGAAACUCCUUUGUUUGAGAAUCCUGUCCUCCUCUCCGCCGCUGAAGCUCCGUUCAACAGUUUGCUUCUUUCACACUCUUCUUGUCCUAAAAAUGUCUCCAUGGAAGCCUCCGACCCCUCGCCUCCUCCUCAAAAACGUAUCCUGCAUGAGAAACGCGCAGCAGAUCCUCCGCCACGUCAACGUAUCCCUCCACGACGGCGGAGCCCUCGUCCUAACCGGAACCAACGGAUCCGGCAAAUCAACCUUCUUACGAAUGCUCGCCGGAUUCUCAAAGCCCUCCGCGGGCGAAAUCCUCUGGAACGGCCACGACAUCACGCAAUCAGGAAUCUUCCAGCAGUACAAGCUCCAGCUCAACUGGAUCUCUCUGAAAGACGCAAUCAAGGAGAGGUUCACGGUCCUCGACAACGUCCAGUGGUUCGAGCUCCUGGAGAACAAGAUCGGGAAAGCGCAGCCGGCGCUGGAGCUGAUGGGGCUAGGGAGGCUGGUGAAGGAGAAGUCGAGGAUGCUGUCGAUGGGGCAGAGGAAGAGGCUGCAGCUCGCGAGGCUGUUGGCGAUUGAUAGGCCCAUUUGGCUUUUGGAUGAGCCCUCCGUUGCGUUGGAUGAUGAAGGGGUUAGGUUGCUUGAGUUUGUUAUCGGGGAGCAUAGGAAGAAGGGAGGGAUUGUGAUUGUGGCGACUCAUCUUCCUAUUGAGAUUGAGGAUGCGUUGGUCUUGAGGCUUCCUCCUAGGUUCCCUAGGAAGAUGACUUUGAUUGAUAUGCUUGAUCGUGCUGACAUUUCUUAGUUUGGGAUCAAAAGAUUGUUUGAUUAUUUUGUUUGUACUUGUUGUGUAAGGGAAUCAAAUAAUGGAUUUGGGACGAGUUAAACGUAUACGUUUGGACAUUGACCUCCCUGUCUCUCUAUCUUAGUUCUCAGAGUUGCAUUUGAUCUCUUCAUUCUUUGAAUUUGGUUUGUCUAAUUAGUUUCUGGGUUAUGGUUCUGUCGAAUCUAGUGAAUUUCCACUGAUCCAGUUGUAAUAAUGAGUGAAAGUUUCGAGCUUUUUAUGUUUGUUUGUUUUGUUUCUGCAACUCUAUAGUAAUGUCUUGUCUAUUACAAUUUUUGGGUGAAGCUAUAUAGGCUGCGGCAGUGACGA